Phycomyces blakesleeanus NRRL 1555(-) is the source of this 618-nucleotide messenger RNA. RefSeq lists its product as hypothetical. Lineage: Eukaryota; Fungi; Mucoromycota; Mucoromycetes; Mucorales; Phycomycetaceae. The record is from RefSeq and is a predicted model, not a curated record. Bases 1 to 618 code for a protein of 205 amino acids. Gene Ontology annotation, molecular function: nucleic acid binding. The transcript has a single exon.
AUGGGAAAAUACAGACAUGAAUUUCCUGACGAAUUGCGUGUUUCUUGGCAAGUCUGCUAUUGUCAUAAAUAUGAAAUGUUCAAGAGCUUGGUCCAGAAAAGGCAUUCGCGCUAUUGUUAUCAGACCAACUACGAAAGCAACACAACGUCUAUAUUGGGUGCUAUCUCUGCCGCAGCUUUGAUAACAGUCGGCGUAAGGAACCCCAGGCUUGUCAAGAAGAGAAAGGCUGAAGGAUACAUAAGCUCAGGAACUGUAACGGGUCACUGCAUCAGUUUCUUAAAAAUUACGCUUGAUGAAAUGGACAAACAUCCACAUAUGAAAGGUCACUAUGUAGUGAUGGAUAAUGCACCUAUUCACACGCAUAAAAACAUAAAAAAGUACAUUAAGUAUCGAGGGUAUAAAUGUGUGUAUCUUAUCUACUCUCCCGAGCUUAAACCAAUUGUACAAUUCUGGGUCGUGGCAAAGAGUAGGGUAAAGCACCAUAAUGUUUUGCAGGAAGACACCUUAUCAAAAAUAAUUACUGAAGCCUGCAAAGAUGUGGAGAAAAGUCAUUUCAGAGGCUUCGUUUCACAUUCUUACAUGUGUUGGGAUAAAUGUCGAAAUAGAGAGCCCAUGUAA